Molecule: messenger RNA, 1383 nt
Organism: Aspergillus nidulans FGSC A4
Lineage: Eukaryota; Fungi; Ascomycota; Eurotiomycetes; Eurotiales; Aspergillaceae
Exons: 3
Coding region: 1-1383 (460 amino acids)
Biological process (GO): transmembrane transport
Cellular component (GO): membrane
Molecular function (GO): transmembrane transporter activity
Source: RefSeq, a predicted model, not a curated record
AUGGAUGCUCAUGCAAAUGACUACAAAGCCAGCGAGCAAGCAGGGCCAAUUCAGGAGCCGAAACUUUUGGACGAUGACGGCGGCAUUGAUCCAGAAAACGAAAUAACUGGCCCUCGACUACUCUUAGUUCAUACCGGUCUCUGUCUCUGCACACUUUUAGUUGGCUUGGAUUUCAAUUUGAUUGCCACUGCUGUGCCGGUCAUCACAUCUCAGUUCAACUCAAUUGGGGAUGUUGGCUGGUAUGGAGGGGCGUUCUACAUUGCCCUAUGCGCGACUCAGCCGCUGGCAGGCAAGACGUUUACUCUGUUUGCAAAGAAGUGGACCUACUUGGCCUACGUGGCUAUCUUUGAGGCGGGCAGCUUGGUAUCUGCAUUAGCGCCCUCGUCCGCAGUUUUCAUAGUUGGUCGAGCCAUAGCUGGUGUCGGGGCAUCUGGUAUCUUCGCUGGCGGCCUUGUCAUCCUGACUACCGUGAUCCCCCUCCACAAGCGCGCUAUUUGGACUGGCACAAUGAACGCGACAUUCGUCGUGGCUAGUGUCAUUGGUCCUGUAGUUGGCGGUACUCUAACGCAACAUGUUACAUGGCGCUGGUGCUUCUACAUCAAUCUCCCGAUUGGAGGCUUCUCUAUUGCGGUCUUCAUGCUAUUCUUUCACAUCAAGCCGGCAGCAACGGAGAAUGCACGCCCACUGCAGAAGCUCAAGAAGCUAGACGGCAUCGGAUUCAUCCUUUUCGCCGGUGCAGUUACGAUGCUCCUUUUGGCCCUGCAGCUCGGGGGAACAAGUGCUCAGUAUGCAUGGGACUCAUCUCAGAUUAUCGGAAUGUUCGCCGGCUGUGGUGCUACAAUGGCAGUAUUCGUGGCCUGGCAGGUCCACCUCCAGGAUUCGGCACUGAUACCACCUAGGCUGUUUGUCAAUCGUAACGCCCCGCUUAUCUUCGCGUCUGCGGUCUUCUCAAACGGGCCUUUUCAAUGCAUUGUUUACUGGCUGCCAAUAUGGUUCCAGGCUGUGCUUGAAGUAUCCCCGACAGCGAGUGGAGUCAGGUAUCUCCCCACUGUCAUUGCAGACGUUGUGACAUCAAUCUUUGGUUCUGCACUCGUCACAUACUGGGGGUGGUGGAACCCCUUCCUGACAUUUGGAAUGGCGAUGAUCUCUCUCGGCGGCGGGCUUCUGUCAACCAUUCACCCCGGUAUCUCAAACGGUCAUUGGAUAGGCUAUCAGAUUCUGGCUGGAAUCGGGUACUCCCUCGCCGUCAACAUGGUCAGUCUACUGCUGCUACUAACUAGUAACUUUGAUUCUGAUGUCACACUUAUUAGGCUCAUAUCGGCGUCCAAGCUUCACUACCACCCAGCCUCGUUCCCCUCGGCGCAACGACUCUCUUAUUUGUGA